Messenger RNA from Prinia subflava (tawny-flanked prinia), 2898 nucleotides. It is a transcript of the gene APPBP2, whose product is annotated as amyloid beta precursor protein binding protein 2. The record is from RefSeq and is a predicted model, not a curated record. The coding region runs from base 37 to 1797 and encodes 586 amino acids. Gene Ontology annotation, biological process: intracellular protein transport; proteasome-mediated ubiquitin-dependent protein catabolic process. Gene Ontology annotation, cellular component: Cul2-RING ubiquitin ligase complex. The transcript has 13 exons. NCBI's taxonomy places the organism in Eukaryota, Metazoa, Chordata, Aves, Passeriformes, Cisticolidae. Gene Ontology annotation, molecular function: ubiquitin-like ligase-substrate adaptor activity; protein binding.
GGCGGAGGGAGGGGAAGGCGGCUCCGCACAGCCAAGAUGGCGGCGGUGGAGCUGGAGUGGGUGCCCGAGACGCUCUACAACACGGCCAUCUCGGCCGUCGUGGACAGCUACGGGCGGGCGCGGCGCCGCGACAUCCGCUCGCUGCCCGAGAACAUCCAGUUCGACGUGUACUACAAGCUUUACCAACAGGGCCGCUUGUGCCAGCUGGGUAGUGAAUUUUGUGAACUAGAAGUUUUUGCAAAGGUGCUACGAGCUUUAGAUAAAAGACAUCUGCUCCACCACUGCUUCCAGGCUCUGAUGGACCAUGGAGUCAAGGUUGCCUCUGUCCUGGCCUAUUCCUUCAGCAGACGGUGCUCCUACAUUGCAGAGUCAGAUGCUGCAGUGAAAGAAAAAGCAAUCCAGAUUGGCUUUGUUUUAGGGGGGUUCCUGUCAGACGCGGGCUGGUACAGCGAUGCUGAGAAGGUUUUCCUGUCCUGCCUGCAGCUGUGCACCCUCCACGAUGAAAUCCUUCACUGGUUCCGUGCUGUGGAGUGCUGUGUGAGGUUGCUGCACGUGCGGAACGGGAACUGCAAGUACCACCUGGGAGAGGAGACCUUCAAGCUGGCGCAGUCCUACAUGGACAAGCUGGCCAAGCACGGGCAGCAGGCCAACAAGGCGGCGCUCUACGGCGAGCUGUGCGCGCUGCUCUUCGCCAAGAGCCACUACGACGAGGCCUAUAAGUGGUGCAUAGAAGCCAUGAAGGAGAUCACGGUGGGGCUGCCUGUGAAGGUCGUGGUGGAUGUGCUGCGGCAAGCGUCAAAGGCCUGUGUGGUGAAACGGGAGUUCAAGAAGGCUGAGCAGCUCAUCAAGCACGCCGUGUACCUGGCCAGGGAGCAUUUUGGAGCCAAGCACCCCAAAUACUCUGACACGCUACUAGACUACGGAUUUUACCUGCUCAACGUAGACAACAUCUGCCAAUCUGUUGCCAUCUAUCAGACAGCGCUCGAUAUCCGGCAGUCGGUAUUUGGAGGUAAAAACAUCCACGUAGCUACAGCUCAUGAAGACUUGGCUUAUUCCUCAUAUGUUCACCAGUACAGCUCUGGGAAAUUUGACAAUGCACUAUUCCAUGCUGAACGUGCUAUUGGCAUUAUCACUCACAUUCUCCCAGAAGACCAUCUCCUCUUGGCCUCUUCAAAGAGAGUUAAAGCCCUGAUCCUGGAGGAGAUUGCCAUAGACUGUCACAACAAGGAGACGGAGCAGAGGCUGCUCCAGGAGGCUCACGACCUGCACCUCUCCUCGCUGCAGCUGGCUAAAAAAGCCUUUGGGGAGUUCAACGUGCAGACAGCCAAACACUACGGCAACCUGGGCAGACUGUAUCAGUCCAUGAGGAAGUUCAAGGAAGCAGAGGAAAUGCACAUCAAGGCCAUCCAGAUCAAGGAGCAGCUCCUAGGGCAGGAGGAUUAUGAAGUUGCCCUCUCCGUGGGCCAUCUCGCCUCCCUCUACAACUAUGACAUGAACCAGUAUGAAAAUGCUGAAAAGCUUUAUCUGAGAUCCAUAGCAAUUGGAAAGAAGCUUUUUGGUGAAGGAUACAGUGGACUUGAAUACGAUUACAGAGGUCUCAUUAAACUGUACAAUUCCAUUGGCAAUUACGAGAAGGUGUUUGAGUACCACAACAUUUUGGCCAAUUGGAACCGGUUGCGGGACCGGCAGUUCUCGGUGACGGAUGCGCUGGAGGACGUCAGCACCAGCCCCCAGUCCACGGAGGAGGUGGUGCAGUCUUUCCUGAUGUCUCAGAACCUCGACGGACAGAGCAGCUAAGAACUCGGUCACUUCACCAGUUUAAGGUGUUUUCCCCCGGGUUGCAGGGGGAACAGUCAUACUGUGAAACCUAAACCAUGUAGUUCUCUGGGGGCUGGAAUUUGCGUUGAAACACUGGUCCAGUCUACUGAAGAGUGCCCAUACGGAUGAAUGUGUGUUAAUUCCUCUCAGCAUGUGUAUGGCAUGUUUAGUUCGGCUCACAUUUUUAACUUGGUAUUCCCAAAAAAAAAAAAACCAACCCCUUCUUUCUCUCUUCUUUCAAAAGAAGCUACUUUGCAGAAAGUCUGCAAGAAAACAUUCAAUAAAACUGUUUGAGUUCAAAAGAGUUGCAUUGUUAUUACGGACGGAAGGUUUCAUCGAGAGCUUUCUGCUGAUUGACAGAGAGAACAAAAGCUGUACUCUGAGGAGCUGUAGGAGAAAGGUCUUGCUGCUGUAUCACUGUAGCAAAGUUCAUGGUAAAUAGCCAGCAAAGGGAGAUGUGCUGGCCUUGGCUGCUGCCUUACCAAGAGAAGUGGCAAAGACCCACCCUGGAGAGCCCCAUCCGCUCGUGGAGUGCCACCUGUGCUGUUGUGGAUGCCCUGAACUGGACCAGAACAGAUCCCACAGACCAGCAAGCACAGUGUCCUCGGUGCCACCACCAGUGAGCAGGACCAGGACACCUCAGUGGACCAGCCUGCUAAAAACCGCUCUUGGACCAGUGGCUUUAAUUUAAUAUUUCUGCCCCUGCAUUCACUUUGACAGUAGAACUCUCUCAUUUAGGUGUCUGAUCAGUGCAAAUGAUAUCCAUGUGAUAGAUCCAGAGCUAGGAAGUGAAUUGAUGGUUUGUCUGUACCCAGUGAGCUUCUGCAGAGAUUCCUGGCAGUGCCACAGCUCCACACGCUCCGCUCUGCUGCAGCCACUCCUCCUCUCCUGCUGACGGUGGCCACACCUUGUUUAUACCAGUGAAGAGUUUUGUAUUGCAGUCCAGUUCCAUGUUCUGUUUCUGGAGAACACAACUUACUGUACAGUUCGCAGGGGUCAGUGGAAAAUGCCAAAAAGCACAACAGGUCUUUUUUUUUUGUGAUGCUUCAUUUCUACAUUAAACAAGAGUACAACCAGAAA